CCCAACUCCGUUCAAUAAGAGCACGUGUAUCGCUGCCAAAGGUGCAACAACAAACCACAGAGGACUAGGAGCCUGGGUGACAGACACCGGACUGACUGACUGACUGACUGAGGCUCAGAUCUGAUUCACAGCUGAAGAGGAAUAUUUUCCAUGAAUACCUGCAGAUGAGACAUCAUGCCAAGUGGAUCAGUGAAACUACAAAGCAUUAAAAAGCUGGGACAGGAAAACCACAGCUAUGAGGUUUCAGAUGACGAUCCAUCUGACCCCUACAUGACAAUGACCAAGACUAAGAAGGAUGAAAAGGAUCAGAAAACGGCAGAACAGUCGGCUAUCAGGGUUGGAUUCUUUCAACUGUUCCGCUUCGCCACGUGUAACCAGGUGCUAAUGAUGGUGGUGGGCAGUGUUUGUGCCAUCCUGCACGGCUCUGCUCAGCCCAUGAUGUUGCUGGUGUUCGGCCUGCUCACUGACACAUUCAUCGAAUACGACAUUGAGCUGAAUGAGCUGAGCGACGACCGAAAAGAGUGCGUCAACAACACAAUCCAGUGGAAGGAGAACGUCACUGCAUCAGUGCAGAACAUGUCCCUGUGGAGCUUUGGCAGGAAUUCUACAGAGGAUCUACUGCCCCCGCUGCUGGGCAUGCCGUGCGGGUUGCUGGACAUUGAGUUUGAAAUGACCAAAUUUGCCUACUAUUAUGUUGGAAUCGCAGCUGCUGUCUUCCUGUUGGGAUACUUACAGAUCUCACUGUGGGUGACGGCGGCUGCCAAACAGAUCCAGCUGAUCAGGAAAAUGUACUUCAGUAAAGUGAUGAGGAUGGAGAUCGGCUGGUUCGACUGCACGUCUGUGGGUGAACUGAACACUCGCAUGUCAGACGAUAUCAAUAAGAUCAAUGACGCAAUAGCAGACCAGGUGGCCAUUUUCCUGCAGCGUUUCACCACUUUCGUGUGUGGCUUCUGCAUUGGAUUCGUUAAAGGGUGGAAGCUUACAUUAGUCAUUGUUGCAGCCAGUCCUCUCAUCGGUGUAGGUGCUGGUUUGAUGGCCUUGUUUGUAGCAAAGCUGACAGGCAUGGAGCUGCAGGCGUACGCUAAGGCCGGAGCUGUGGCCGAUGAGGUCCUCUCCUCCAUCAGGACAGUGGCUGCUUUUGGUGGUGAGAACAAAGAAGUGCAAAGAUAUGACAGGAACUUGGUGUCAGCACAGCGCUGGGGCAUCAGGAAGGGUCUGAUCAUGGGCUUUUUCACUGGAUACAUGUGGCUCAUCAUUUUUCUGUGCUAUGGUCUGGCCUUCUGGUACGGUUCAACUCUGGUGGUAGACACAGAGGAGUACUCACCAGGGACUCUACUCCAGGUGUUCUUUGGGGUUUUGAUUGCCGCAAUGAAUCUGGGGCAGGCCUCCCCGUGCCUGGAGGCAUUUGCUGCUGGUCGUGGAGCUGCUACCAUCAUCUUUGAGACCAUUGACAGAGAGCCAGAGAUUGACUGUUUAUCAGAGGCUGGCUACAAACUGGACAAGGUCAAAGGGGAUAUUGAGUUCCACAAUGUGUCCUUUUACUACCCAUCCAGGCCUGAAGUCAAAACACUGGACCAGCUCAGUGUAGCAGUGAAAUCAGGAGAGACCACAGCCUUUGUUGGUCCAAGUGGAGCUGGAAAAAGCACUGCUAUUCAGCUCAUCCAGCGCUUCUAUGACCCAAAGGAAGGCAUGGUGAGUUUCAGAUGUUUUUUAUGUUCCUUCCGCUUCGCCACGUGUAACCAGGUGCUAAUGAUGGUGGUGGGCAGUGUUUGUGCCAUCCUGCACGGCUCUGCUCAGCCCAUGAUGUUGCUGGUGUUCGGCCUGCUCACUGACACAUUCAUCGAAUACGACAUUGAGCUGAAUGAGCUGAGCGACGACCGAAAAGAGUGCGUCAACAACACAAUCCAGUGGAAGGAGAACGUCACUGCAUCAGUGCAGAACAUGUCCCUGUGGAGCUUUGGCAGGAAUUCUACAGAGGAUCUACUGCCCCCGCUGCUGGGCAUGCCGUGCGGGUUGCUGGACAUUGAGUUUGAAAUGACCAAAUUUGCCUACUAUUAUGUUGGAAUCGCAGCUGCUGUCUUCCUGUUGGGAUACUUACAGAUCUCACUGUGGGUGACGGCGGCUGCCAAACAGAUCCAGCUGAUCAGGAAAAUGUACUUCAGUAAAGUGAUGAGGAUGGAGAUCGGCUGGUUCGACUGCACGUCUGUGGGUGAACUGAACACUCGCAUGUCAGACGAUAUCAAUAAGAUCAAUGACGCAAUAGCAGACCAGGUGGCCAUUUUCCUGCAGCGUUUCACCACUUUCGUGUGUGGCUUCUGCAUUGGAUUCGUUAAAGGGUGGAAGCUUACAUUAGUCAUUGUUGCAGCCAGUCCUCUCAUCGGUGUAGGUGCUGGUUUGAUGGCCUUGUUUGUAGCAAAGCUGACAGGCAUGGAGCUGCAGGCGUACGCUAAGGCCGGAGCUGUGGCCGAUGAGGUCCUCUCCUCCAUCAGGACAGUGGCUGCUUUUGGUGGUGAGAACAAAGAAGUGCAAAGAUAUGACAGGAACUUGGUGUCAGCACAGCGCUGGGGCAUCAGGAAGGGUCUGAUCAUGGGCUUUUUCACUGGAUACAUGUGGCUCAUCAUUUUUCUGUGCUAUGGUCUGGCCUUCUGGUACGGUUCAACUCUGGUGGUAGACACAGAGGAGUACUCACCAGGGACUCUACUCCAGGUGUUCUUUGGGGUUUUGAUUGCCGCAAUGAAUCUGGGGCAGGCCUCCCCGUGCCUGGAGGCAUUUGCUGCUGGUCGUGGAGCUGCUACCAUCAUCUUUGAGACCAUUGACAGAGAGCCAGAGAUUGACUGUUUAUCAGAGGCUGGCUACAAACUGGACAAGGUCAAAGGGGAUAUUGAGUUCCACAAUGUGUCCUUUUACUACCCAUCCAGGCCUGAAGUCAAAACACUGGACCAGCUCAGUGUAGCAGUGAAAUCAGGAGAGACCACAGCCUUUGUUGGUCCAAGUGGAGCUGGAAAAAGCACUGCUAUUCAGCUCAUCCAGCGCUUCUAUGACCCAAAGGAAGGCAUGGUGACCUUGGACGGCCAUGACAUAAGAGGCCUAAACAUCCAGUGGCUGCGCUCUCUGAUUGGUAUUGUAGAGCAGGAACCUGUGCUGUUCGCCACUACCAUAGCUGAGAACAUACGUUAUGGUCGACCUGGUGUGUCCUUCGAGGACAUUAUCAAAGCAGCCAAGGAGGCAAACGCUUACAACUUUAUCAUGGAUCUGCCUCAGAAAUUUGACACUCUGGUUGGUGAAGGGGGAGGACAGAUGAGUGGAGGUCAGAAGCAGCGAAUUGCCAUUGCUCGAGCCCUUGUCAGAAAUCCUCGAAUCCUGCUCCUGGAUAUGGCGACAUCUGCCCUUGAUAACGAAAGCGAGGCUAUGGUUCAAGAGGCCUUGGAUAAAGUUCGCAUGGGUCGGACCACCAUCUCUAUUGCCCACCGUCUCUCCACCAUUAAGAAUGCUGAUGUGAUUGUUGGCUAUGAACAUGGUCGAGCAGUGGAAAGGGGCAAACACAACGAGCUGCUGGAGAGGAAGGGAGUUUACUUCACCCUCGUGACCUUGCAGAGUCAAGGAGACAAGGCCCUAAACGAAAAAGCUAAACAAAUGGCUGACAAGGAAGAAGAACUAGUGAAACCAAAUCUGUCCAGAGCGGGAAGCUACCGCGCCAGUUUGAGAUCCUCAAUCCGCCAGCGCUCCAGGUCCCAGCUGUCCAACCUCAUACCUGAGUCCUCAGUCUCCAUUGUAGGAGAGCUUGGUCCUAGGGCCUACUCCGUCUCCAAGGCAGACAAAAAUGCAAUUCCAGAGGAGGAGGAGGAGGAACCUGUAGAGCCGGCUCCCGUUACUCGGAUCUUGAAGUACAACUUACCAGAAUGGCCCUACAUGCUCUUUGGUACCUUUGGAGCUGCAAUAAACGGAGGAGUGAACCCAGUCUAUUCACUGCUCUUCAGUCAAAUCCUGGCCACCUUUUCAGUCACCGAUCCUGUGGCUCAGAAGAGGGAAAUCGACAGCAUCUGCCUGUUUUUUGUUGUUGUUGGCGUGGUAUCGUUCUUCACCCAGAUGCUCCAGGGUUAUGCAUUCUCCAAAUCUGGUGAGCUGCUUACCCGCAGGUUGCGGCGCCUCGGCUUCCAUGCCAUGCUGGGUCAGGAGGUUGGGUGGUUUGAUGACCAUAGGAACAGCCCCGGAGCUCUGACUACACGUCUGGCUACUGAUGCCUCACAGGUUCAAGGGGCCACAGGUUCACAGAUCGGCAUGAUCGUGAACUCCCUCACCAACAUCGGCGUGGCAGUCAUCAUGUCCUUCUAUUUCAGCUGGAAGCUGACGCUGCUCAUCCUUUGCUUCCUGCCCUUUAUUGCUCUGUCUGGAGGAUUUCAGGCUAAAAUGCUGACAGGAUUUGCCAAACAGGACAAGCAGGCCAUGGAAGCUGCUGGACGGAUCUCUGGUGAGGCUCUGAACAACAUCCGCACCAUCGCAGGUCUGGGGAAAGAGAAGAGUUUUGUGGACAUGUACAAUGCCCAACUAGAUGCUCCAUUCCAGGCUGCCUUAAAGAAAGCUAACGUGUAUGGAGGCUGCUAUGGUUUUGCCCAGUGUGUGGUCUUUUUGACCAACGCUGCCUCCUACAGGUUUGGUGGAUAUUUGGUGCGACAGGAAGGGCUACAUUUUAGCCUGGUGUUUAGGGUAAUCUCAGCCAUUGUCACCAGUGGAACGGCACUUGGCAGAGCCUCAUCCUACACACCUGACUACGCCAAGGCCAAGAUUUCAGCUGCACGCUUCUUCCAGUUGCUGGACCGCGUGCCUCAGAUUAGUGUCUACAGUGACAAGGGAGAAAAAUGGGACAACUUUCAGGGAAACCUGGAGUUCAUUGACUGUAAGUUCACGUACCCGACCAGACCAGACAUCCAGGUUCUUAACGGACUGAACGUGGGGGUCAAACCAGGCCAGACGCUGGCUUUCGUGGGUAGCAGUGGCUGUGGGAAGAGCACCAGCGUACAGCUGCUAGAACGGUUUUAUGAUCCUGACCACGGCAGAGUGCUGAUAGAUGGCCAUGAUUCAACUCGUGUCAACGUGUCCUUCCUGCGCUCCAAAAUCGGAAUCGUGUCUCAGGAGCCUAUACUUUUUGACUGUAGCAUCGCAGAGAACAUCAAGUAUGGAGACAACUCCCGUGAAAUUAGCAUGAACGAUGUCAUCGCAGCUGCCAAGAAGGCCCAGCUGCACAGCUUCGUCAUGGCCCUGCCUGAGAAAUACAACACCAACGUUGGUGCUCAGGGCUCACAGUUGUCUCGAGGUCAAAAGCAGCGCAUUGCCAUCGCCAGGGCCAUCAUUCGUGACCCCAAGAUCUUGCUACUGGACGAGGCCACCUCAGCUCUGGACACUGAGAGCGAGAAGGUCGUACAGGAAGCCCUGGACAAAGCCAGAGAAGGCCGUACCUGCAUUGUCAUCGCCCAUCGCCUCUCCACCAUCCAGAACUCUGACAUCAUCGCUGUCAUGUCCAGGGGCCUCUUGAUUGAAAAAGGCAAUCAUGACCAGCUCAUGGCCCUCAAGGGAGCCUACUACAAACUGGUGACCACAGGAGCACCAAUCAGCUAACCGCUCCGUCCAUUCAACAGGAGACAGAAAUGAUUACUCUUUUCAUGGAAAUAAAGUCACGCUACAUAAAAGCCGCAAGAUAAAAUGGAAAAUUAUAAAUUCAAAUUCCCUCCAU
Molecule: messenger RNA, 5728 nt
Organism: Cynoglossus semilaevis (tongue sole)
Lineage: Eukaryota; Metazoa; Chordata; Actinopteri; Pleuronectiformes; Cynoglossidae
Product: bile salt export pump
Exons: 38
Coding region: 175-5613 (1812 amino acids)
Biological process (GO): oligopeptide export from mitochondrion
Cellular component (GO): mitochondrial inner membrane
Molecular function (GO): ATP hydrolysis activity; ATP binding; ABC-type oligopeptide transporter activity
Source: RefSeq, a predicted model, not a curated record